This is a messenger RNA of Ahaetulla prasina, 5485 nucleotides long. RefSeq names its product Cbl proto-oncogene B (gene CBLB). The transcript has 18 exons. Lineage: Eukaryota; Metazoa; Chordata; Lepidosauria; Squamata; Colubridae. Gene Ontology annotation, cellular component: plasma membrane; membrane raft. Gene Ontology annotation, biological process: cell surface receptor signaling pathway; negative regulation of epidermal growth factor-activated receptor activity. The record is from RefSeq and is a predicted model, not a curated record. Gene Ontology annotation, molecular function: SH3 domain binding; phosphotyrosine residue binding; ubiquitin protein ligase activity. The coding region runs from base 1793 to 4747 and encodes 984 amino acids.
UUUUGCAGAAGUCCCGAAGUCGCCCACCACUUCACCUUUCCAACUGAUUCAUGAAUCAGUCAAGAGUAGGAGGAGAGCGCAAAGCCGGAAGUCCUUCCCGGCGCUCCCAUUGGUCCUUUGCUGUAUCAAUCAGGCGCUGGAGGACCAACACGCUUCCAAUACUGCCCCGCAUAUUUCUUUUUAAGUAGGGGGGGCUAAGAAAAGGAGCUCUGUGCCUCUCUUGCCCUUUCCCUUCGCGAAGUCUCCUUUCUUUGUGGUCUGUGAAUGUGAGUCCUUUCUCAGCACCUCUAUUUCAAUUCAGUUCUCUUUCCCUUCCCCCCGCCCCCUGCUUCCCCGUCGCGCGCUCACGUUUGAUUGGGCAACAUCUGGGAACGGAACCCUAAUACCGUUAGAACGGGGUGGGGGAGCGGAGGGGCCGGCGCGAGCCGUUUUCAGCGCGCAGGCGGCGUGCCGGGUUUCUUAUCCCAGGAUUCCGAACGGCGAGGACAAUCCGAGAAAACUCGCCCGGCGUUUAGGUUGCAGCGAGUCUCGCCGCCGCCGCCUGUCCUUGCUUUUCCUUAGCUCCGCCCCCGCAGCCCGCCCCCACACGCCUCUUACCCUCGCGCCGCCGAACCAGGAGCAAGAGCGGGCGAGAACAGCGCUGCUGUCGCCGCCGCCGCCGCUGCUUUUGGUGCUGCUGCUGCUGCUGCCGCCGCCGCCGCAACGGGCCCGCGGUGGCGAAGUAACUACCCAUGUUUCCUUCUGGAACCCCAGCAACCGCGACGACUUGGGGGAGAGGCGUCCCAUCGCUCUUGGCUCGGCCGGCCUCGCUGCGGAGGCUUAAGGCGUGCCGUGUAGUGCUGCUGGCUGCUCGAGCUGCUCCGAGGGACGGAGACCGCUUACCAAGAAACCGGAACCAGGAAAACUGCUGGGAUUUAAUAACACGGGCUGUGCUGCGGGCUGUUGUGUGCCCGGUGGGGAGGCAGGGAAAAGAGAAAACAAGAGGUCGCAGUGAGGCGGCAGAAAAGCUCAUCAAGCGGCACUUCUUGGGGACACAGUUGCCUAACCUUGGACCUCCCCAAAGCUGGCCAGGAAAAGGCAAAGGAGGCUGAUGGUUGUUUGAAACUCAUCUUGGAUACUGUGGAUUUAACAAAAAAGCAACUUUCCCUUUCCAUUCUGGAAUUUAUUUUGUUUUCUCGGUACUUUUAAAAACUAUAACGGUACCCACAGACAAGUAUCGCUUGUAGUCGCCGACUUGUACGUAUUUUUAAUGUAUCUGUCCCAUUAUGUAUACGGUGUGUAACAGAAGAGAUGUAAUGUUUUCCCCCUUCUCCCCUCUGCUACCAGAUGCUGGGUGGGGGAGGGAGGUUGGUAAUAUGGCUGUUAAAACCUUUGUUACUCGGCAGAUGUAUUUGUCCCUUGUGAACCAUAGGUGAAAAUAAUUAUUUGUGAGAAAGUGUAAGUUUUAACACUGAGAAGUGAGCAUUAAAACUGAGGGUGGACUGAUAACAUUUUUAAAGGUAUAAAAAGAGCUAGAUGGAAAAAAUAAUGUGCAUGACAUUUAAAACUGUACAUUUCUAUAAGAUGUGCUCUAUUAACAUUUGAUCAAAUUUCUUUCUGGAUAAAGAUUACCAGGUUUUUCUGCUGCUUCUUCCCCAUCAAAAGUUAAAACUCCCAGUAUAGGUUACAUAUAUUUUUCCUUAAGAGUGACUAUGUGAAGUCAGUGUUGAUAUAUUUUACGUCUGGGCAAGAGAGACCAACAAUAUCACAGCAUUACAUAUAUUUAUUUUCUUUUCUAAAUAUAAGAUCCCAGAUGGCCAAUUCCCUCAAUGGCCGGAACCCAGGUGGCCGAGGAGGAAACCCCCGCAAAGGGCGUAUUCUGGGAUUCAUUGAUGCUAUUCAGGAUGCAGUUGGCCCCCCCAAGCAGGCAGCUGCUGAUCGCAGGACUGUGGAAAAAACUUGGAAAUUAAUGGAUAAAGUGGUCAGACUGUGUCAGAAUCCCAAACUUCAAUUGAAAAAUAGCCCACCUUAUAUACUUGACAUUUUACCGGAUACGUACCAACACUUGCGACUUAUUUUGGGCAAGUAUGAUGACAACCAGAAACUUGCACAGCUCAGUGAGAAUGAAUAUUUUAAAAUCUAUAUUGAUAGUCUCAUGAAAAAGUCAAAACGAGCUAUAAGACUUUUUAAGGAGGGAAAAGAAAGAAUGUAUGAAGAACAGUCACAGGACAGGCGAAAUCUUACAAAAUUGUCGCUCAUCUUCAGUCAUAUGCUUGCAGAAAUAAAGGCAAUCUUUCCUAACGCUCAAUUCCAGGGUGACAACUUUCGUAUCACAAAAGCAGAUGCUGCAGAAUUCUGGAAGAAGUUCUUUGGAGAAAAGACCAUAGUGCCUUGGAAAGUAUUCCGACAAUGUCUUCAUGAGGUGCAUCAGAUUAGUUCUGGUCUGGAAGCAAUGGCUUUGAAGUCUACUAUUGAUCUAACAUGCAAUGACUAUAUUUCAGUUUUUGAAUUUGAUAUCUUCACAAGAUUAUUUCAGCCUUGGGGUUCAAUAUUAAGAAACUGGAACUUCUUAGCUGUGACUCAUCCUGGAUAUAUGGCAUUUCUGACUUAUGAUGAAGUUAAAGCACGGUUACAGAAAUAUAGCACCAAACCAGGAAGCUACAUUUUCAGAUUAAGUUGCACUCGACUUGGGCAGUGGGCUAUUGGUUAUGUCACUGGUGAUGGAAAUAUUUUACAGACCAUACCCCACAAUAAGCCUUUAUUUCAAGCUCUAAUUGAUGGCAGCCGGGAAGGAUUCUAUCUUUAUCCAGAUGGACGAAGUUAUAAUCCUGAUCUGACAGGACUAUGUGAACCUAUUCCACAUGAUCAUAUAAAAGUUACACAGAGGCUCUUCAUUGCAGUCAUUCCUUUUCAGGAACAAUAUGAAUUAUAUUGUGAAAUGGGUUCCACAUUCCAGCUUUGUAAAAUUUGUGCUGAAAAUGAUAAAGAUGUGAAGAUUGAACCUUGUGGACAUUUGAUGUGUACAUCUUGCCUGACCGCAUGGCAGGAAUCUGAUGGUCAAGGAUGUCCUUUUUGCCGUUGUGAAAUCAAAGGAACUGAACCCAUAAUUGUAGAUCCUUUUGAUCCCAGAGAUGAAAACAUAAGAUGCUGCAGUAUUUUGGACAGCUUUGGUAUUCCUAUGCUUGACUUCGAUGAUGAUGAUGACAGAGAAGAGUGUUUGAUGAUGAAUCGAUUAGCUUCUGUGAGAAAGUGUAAUGAAAGACAGAAUUCCCCAGUGACAUCUCCAGGAUCAUCUCCUCUUGCUCAGAGAAGGAAACCAUUUCCUGAUCCCAUACAAGGAUCCCAUCUUACCCUUCCACCAGUACCUCCUCGAUUGGACUUAAUACAGAAAGGAGUUUCCCGAUCCCCUUGUGCCAGCCCGACAAACUCACCAAAGUCUUCUCCAGGUAUGAUGAGGAAACAAGACAAGCCUCUUCCAGCACCACCACCACCAAUACGAGAUCCACCUCCACCUCCACCAGAAAGGCCUCCACCCAUUCCUCCAGAUAAUAGGUUAAGUAGACAUUUGCAUCAUCCUGAAAGUAUAUCUGCCAGAGAACAACCAAUGCCACUUGAAGCCUGGUGCCCCAGAGACGUGUGUGGAAGUAAUCAAAUCGUCGGAUGUCGUAUAAUAGGAAACGAUAAUUGUCCCAAACCUGGACUUAGUGCAAGCUCAAAUAUGAAUGGAAGACAUUGUCGUAUGGGUUCUGAUCCAUUAUUUCUACGAAAGCACAGAUUCCCUGAAUUACCUUUAGAAGGUACCAAGAUAUUUUCAAAUGGCCAUCUAGGUAAUGAAGAAUAUGAUGUUCCACCUCGCAUUUCACCUCCCCCUCCAGUUGUUUCAGCCAUGCCAAAUAUGAAGUCUUCUGUUGCUGUUAUAAAUUCCUUUUCUGAAAAAUCAAGAGAACAUGUAGAAGAUGAGUACAAGAUUCCUUCAUCCCAUCCUGUUUCUUCACAAUCACUUCAUUGCCAUAAUAUGAAGUCUCAUACUCGUGUAUUUGAGAAUGGUCAGUGCUCUGGAAUAAGUAGUGAAAUGCACAAUACUUCAUCUGAGAUGAAAAAAUUGAAACAACCUGAUAUAGGAGAAGCCUUUGAGUCUACUGUUCCAAUACCUUUGCCGCCUCUGCGACCUCCAUUGAGGGAAAAUUUGAAACAUGCAUCUGUACUCAAUAGAACGUCCUCUGAUUAUGACUUGCUUGUGCAUCCUCCAGGUGAAGAUUUGUCCGAUAAUCCACCACCUUCCCUUCCUCCACCUCCACCACCACCUGCACGCCAUAGCUUCAUUGAGCAAACAAGACCACUUGUUGCAGGAAACAGACCCCUGUCUGGACAUGAGCUAUACCAUCCUUCCACUGAUCUUUUUUUUGAUCCUACAAAUGGCUCAGUUCCUUUACCACCUGUUAGAAGAUUAACUGGUGAAAAUAUAAAGGCCCACAGAAUAUCCCAGGAUUAUGACCAACUGCCAUCUUCUUCAGAUGGUUCGCAAGCACCAGCCAGACCUCCAAAACCACUUCCUCGUAGGACUGCUCCAGAAAUACAUCAUAGGAAGGCACAUACAUCUAUAGAAAAUGUUGAUGCAAAGAUUGCAAAACUUAUGGGAGAAGGUUAUUCUUUUGAAGAAGUGAAGAGGGCCCUUGAAAUAGCCCAGAAUAAUCUUGAUGUAGCACGGAGCAUUCUAAGAGAAUUUGCUUGCUUUCCUUCAUCUGUUUCUCCACGACUCAAUCUAUAGUAUGGAAAAUCUUGCAGCAAGCCUAAUUCUCCAUGUGUGUGUGUGGGUGUAAACAUGAGAAAUAUUGUACAAUUGUGAGAUGGGAUUCAAGUGAGAUUUUUUUUUCCUGGAUGUAUCUUCAAAGAAUGAGUUGGAACAAUUUUUCAGAAUAAGAUCAACUGCUCACUUCAAGAUAUAAGUGAAUUAAAUCUGUAUUUUUGCUAGCCAUAUUUUUGAAUCAGGGUUGAACUGACAAAUAAUUUAAAGAAGUUUACUUCCCAUGAACUUUUAAUCUGUGAAAUGCUUUUUUCAUGUUUACAAGAUGGUAAAUGACAAUUUUAAAGCUGAUAGUCCUCCUAUGUUCUUGUUCAUAUUUUCUACUGUGAGGCAUUUCCAGUUGUCUUUAUACUGAUUUGCCCCAUUUACUAAGUCAGUUACUUUUUAUAUAUAUAUAUAUAUAUAAGUGCACUCUCCAUUUUUAUUUUUCAAGGAGCUUUAAAAGCUUUUUGCAUUUAAAUAAAUAAAAUGCAAGAAAAAUGAGGCCUUCACUACUGAUUUUAUUUUUCUGAUAGACCAUUGCUAUUUACACAAAGCAAAAACAAAAAAUAUGAAUGUGUAAUAUGUUACUUGGUUACUGGUCUAUUUUAAAAGGGAUUUUGACCAGCAACACUGGGUAGCUUUUCUUUGACAUGUGGUUGUUAAGCUUAAAGAUCAGUAUGGUUAACUUACAAAAUUAAAAUAUACAGAAUUGCAUGAUAA